CCUUGCCUAAGCCAGCGCCCAGUGGGGCGGGGCGGGGUGAGGCGGCCGGCGGCGCGGCGGACUCGGUUUCCCAGCGUGCCCACGGGGAGGGGGUGGCAUGGCGGGCAAGGAUGACACCGGAGUUCGACGAAGAAGUGGUGUUUGAGAAUUCCCCGCUCUACCAAUAUCUGCAGGAUUUGGGACACACAGAUUUUGAAGUAUGUUCCGCAACGUUGCAGAAGGCAGAGCAAUGUGCAGCAGUGGAAAGCCAAAGAGAGCAGACUGUGCGUGCUGCCCAGAAGCCAGGCAUCCUGUCAAAACUAGUUGAGUUUUUUAGAAGCUGGUUUCCUUUUCCACAGUAUAAGAAAAAUGAUGACAUACUUCACCGACUGGAUGUUGGAUUUCGAUUUGACACGCUCCGUACCAUCCUGCAACAGGAAGUUCUGCUGCAGGAGGAUGUGGAACUGAUUGAAUUCCUUGACCCCAGUAUCCUGUCUGCAGGGCAGCCUAAGCAACAGGAAAACAGACAGCUUCCAACACUACGCUCCCUAGCAACUCCUAAUAUUUGGGAUGUCUCGCUGUUCCUUGCCUUUGUAAGCACACUGGUUAUGUUUCCUUCAUGGUGGAAGGAAUCAUCAUGGCUGCUGUGCGGACUGGUGCUGCUUGCCUAUGCAGUCUUUAGAGCGUGGGGCACAUGGAGGACAGCCAAACUGCAAAUGUCCCUGCGAAAAUAUUGUAUCCAGCUGGAAGAAACAGUGGCGAAUAGCCGAGCUUUUACUAAUCUCGUGAGGAAAGCUCUACGACUCAUUCAAGAGACUGAAGUAAUUUCCAGAGGAUUUACCCUUUUGCUUGACAGGGUCAGUGCCGCUUGCCCAUUUAAUAAAGCUGGACAACAUCCUAGUCAGCAUCUGAUUGGCCUCCGGAAAGCCGUGUAUCGAUCCGUCAGAGCCAACUUCCGAGCUUCAAGACUGGCUACUCUGUACAUGCUGAAAAACUACCCUCUGAACUCAGAGAGUGACAAUGUGACCAGCUACAUCUGUGUGGUCCCCUUUAAGCAGCUGGGUCUGGGACUGAGUGAAGAGCAGGUCUCCGAAGAGGAGGCACACAAUCUGACYGAUGGCUUCAGCUUACCUGCACUCAAGGUGCUCUUUCAGCUCUGGGUAGGGCAGAGUUCAGAAUUCUUCAGGAGGCUGGUGCUGCUGCUCUCCCCAGCUAAUGCUUCCCCCAAGCCCUUGGUGUCCCCGGAGCAGCUGCCUCAUCACAUCCUGAGCGAUGUGACCCAAGGCCUACCUCAUACCCACGCGGCCUGUUUGGAGGAGCUCAAGAGGAGCUAUGAGUUCUAUCGGUACUUUGAAACUCAGCAUCAGUCGAGCUUGGAAUGGCCAGCCAGGACCAAGCAGAAGUCCAGAGAGCUGAACAGUCUCCAGACAGCAGUUCGCAGCUUGCAGCUUCAUCUCAAGGCACUGCUCAAUGAGGUAAUAAUUCUUGAGGAUGAACUUGAAAAGCUUGUUAGCACUAAGGAGACACCUGAGUUAACAACAGAAGCCCAUCAGGUUCUGGAACAAAAACUAAAGUUUAUUCAGCCUCAUAUGCAGGCAAGCAACAGCUGCUGGGAAGAAGCCAUUUCUCAGGUGGAAAAAAUGAGUGGAAAAAACCCAAAUAAAAAAGGCAAAAUUGAAGUUUCCUGUGACAACCUACAGCAUACUACAGUACCUUUAACACAGCCUGCCAUAUACAUAGAAAACAAAGAUCCAAUCCCUGAAGAGCAGGAACUGGAAGCAUAUGUUGAUUAUUCAGAUACAGAUAAUGAAUACAAAAGGGAAGAUUUUUACUGCUUUUCCCAAGAAGAAAGAGAGAGACAAGAACGAGAGAGACAAGAAUCUAAGAGAGUGCUACAAGAAUUGAAAUCAGUACUGGGAUUUAAAGCUUCAGAAAUUGAAAGACAGAAGUGGAAACAGCUACUAUUCAGUGAACAUGCUGCAGUGAAACCCUUGUCUCCUGUAGAACCACUGAAGCUACUAAAUAAUGUGGAAUCACAUAUGAAUUCAGAUAGAGAAAAGCAGGACUGCAGCCAAAGUUGUGAUAAAUCUGAAGAAAAAGAUUCUAAUCCAGAAGUGAAUGAUGAUGCUGAUAAAAGCAGGACAGAAUAUUUGUAUGAAGAUCCUGAGAUGGAAAGAAACAAAGACAGUACUGCAGAUGAAGAUGUUUCUACAGGGGCUGAAGAAAGAAUGUAUUAUCAGUGUGAAGGAGAAGCUGAAGAACUCAAGCCAAGCAGUGUGGAUGGAGUAGAGGCUUCACAGCCUCCCUCUAAGGAUGCUUUACAUUCAAAAAUCAAGGAUAGGCUGGCCCAGCUCCACAUAUCAACAGAUUUUAACUUCACAUCUGGUCUAGCAGCACAAGUUGCUGCCAGGUCUUUCACUUUUACUACAAUGCAGGAGGAGACUUUUGGAGAUGAUGGGGAGGAGGAUGAAGAAAAGACACCGGAGAAUGAAGACCUUGUGGAGAACUGUGAGAAUGAAGAGAGAGGUUCUGAAAGUGAAGGAAAAAUAUAAGUCUUAGCUGAACUUUAUUAAACCAACAGCAGGCAAUUUGAUGGAAAAAAAACUAAGGUGGGGGGGUGGGGUUUGAAGCUGAAAAUACUGGAUGGGAAAAAAAGGAGACCUAAAUAUUAUAUAUCAUGUUCCCUAAGACUGGAACACUAAAUAGGACUUCUUAGUAUAUUGAAAACUUGCAGGUAAGAGAAGUUUAGGCUGCAUCCAAGAAAUAGUUGGCUAUUCCCUUUUUAAGAUCCUAGUGAUGGGGGUUGGAAUUUACCUUUGUGUUUUGUGUUAUAUUUAUUUAUAUUAUAACAUGUUGUGGUUAUUUGUUUCUAAAAAGAAGGAAAAACAAUCUUGAUUUACAACAGAGUCCAUUUUUUGCUGUCUGAUUCUUUUGUGAUGGUAUCAAUGUUUGUUCCAACAAAAAAAACCCAUUGUUUUGGAAGAACCUGAACUGUUCCCUGUGAUCUUCGCUCAUCACUUUUAUUUCACUUCUUGUAUCUGCAGUGUGUUGGCUAAGCCACCGUAAGCAUUUAUGAUUCUGUGACUAGUAAUAUGGCACCCAAUUAAAAUGUAGAAUUUUAAAUAAAAGCUUGAAACAGCUAGUAUUUGAUGUGUCCUGGGGUAUGAGGCUGAAAUAGUAGAGUUAGUCAUGGUUCAUAUUAAGGUUUAUUUAGAAGUUUAUGAAGGGUUAAUAAAUAAUUUCUGUAAGUUGUAAUCAUGUUAGAGAAAUGUGUUGUAGGUAAAUGUUAGCGCAGAUUAUAAGCACAGCAAUAGAAAGUACUAUAAACAGCUAGAAGCUAUCUGUUAAAUUGACAGAGAUAAGAAGUAAACACUUAUGAAACCAUCUAUUAAUUAUUUGUUAACCUUUUGUAAAUUGAACCUUAAUAUAAUUGUUUUAUUUGAUAUAGUGAUUGAUAGGACAUUUUUCUUUAUGUCCUGAAGUAAUUUUCUUAAAGGAAAUUAUCUGAAAGUUUAACAACAUGCAGUAUUUAGUUUAAACAGCACACUUGCUUUUCUCUAAUGUUCUUCCACUUUUCCUUAGAUUACGAUUUUAACCUAUGGGAUUUAGAAUCCAUGAGAGAACUGUAUUUGUGUAUUUUCUAUCUUAUAACAGAGUUAACUGAUGAUGAGAUCUGGAUGUUUGGUAUGAGGUUAUGUCAGUUGUUUUUUUCUCUGUGGUGGUGUUACAAGGAGCAGGAAACUGAUGCUCACCUCACAGGUUAAUGGUUUCAUUGCCCUCUUUGCUUUGCUCUUUGACACAAAAUGAAGCUAAGCUCCCAUGUCUGUAAUGGCGAGAGCACCACUUAUUUGUGUGGAAUACUCUACUUGGACCUGGAUACACUUCCAGGACAAAGCAUGGCAAAAAUUACUUAGAGUAUUUAUUGGGUUUUUCAGAUUCUGUAGAAUAGAGGGGGUUUUAGAUCCAGGUGGUACGGAGCAAUAUCUUUCUUAGGAUGCUGUCAUGGGAAGUGGGGAAGGUAAGGCAGGUCAGCAGAUUAGGGUGGAACUCUUGACAGUAUGUCAGAAAACAAGUGCUUUCUUUCAAGCUCCCUGUCCUCUAUUAGUGACUUUGCAUGAACACUAUGAAAUAUGUGGACUUUUUCACAGAUGGUAGAGAAGGAAAUAUCAAUUGAUAGAAAAAGGGAAUAUGAUUUAGUUCUUUAACUGUAUGAUGUCUUCUCCCUCACACACAGGUUUUGGGAAGAGAAUGUUAUGCCAAUUUUCAUCGACCAGUAACACUGUGUUCUGUGCCCAUUAUUUUGUAAAAGUGAAUGGAAGCCGAGUGGUUGAUGUCUUGAGGAGGUUGUAGAAAAAAAAAAAUCAGUUGGUUUUCAGAGUGUAUUCAGAAGUUAGGCUCCUCUUAGAGGUAGAGUAUAUUCUUCUGUAACCUGUAAAAAUUAGGCUAAGAUGAUGAAACACUUUUAUUUUCUCUGUGGCAAGCAAUUUUUUUUACCAAGUCUAGAACAGCUGCUUUCGAGAAAUUGUGUUUGAAGCAUUCUCCAUGCUUCUGAAACAGAAGUCUUCCUCAUUCUUGACUUGAGAUCCUUGAAUUCACAAAGUGCCCAGAUUUUUUUUCCUAACUAAUUGUUCUGACAGCCUAAAUGUAUACUCCAUUAAUAUUUUUCCAUGAACUCAACCACCAUCAUCUCAUGAUCUGAUGUUGUAUAUCCCAGAAAGGAUACUCCUGAACCUUUUCUGUGGGAUUCAAAUCAUAGUUUACAGUGCCUAUGAAAAUACCUGGACUCUGUCUAAGUGAGUCAAAAACAUCACUCAAUACUCAAUUUUUUUUAGGGCUAUGAUACCAAGAUGAUCAGAAAGAUGAUCAGAUUUAGGAUAAGAAUUACCACUGUUUUCACAGUUUCAGAUGAAGUCAGUAGUAGUUGCAUUGGUACUGUAAUCGGUGACAGAUCUCACAUUUGUAAAAGCUGCUAUCUCUUUUUUCUUUUGCUGCAGUCCUUAGUAAAAAUCCUGGAGAAUCUACUUUGGUGAUUCACUUGGGAACU
Malurus melanocephalus (red-backed fairy wren) is the source of this 5023-nucleotide messenger RNA. RefSeq names its product vezatin, adherens junctions transmembrane protein (gene VEZT). The record is from RefSeq and is a predicted model, not a curated record. Gene Ontology annotation, cellular component: plasma membrane. Gene Ontology annotation, molecular function: myosin binding. The transcript has 12 exons. Bases 111 to 2531 code for a protein of 806 amino acids. NCBI's taxonomy places the organism in Eukaryota, Metazoa, Chordata, Aves, Passeriformes, Maluridae. Gene Ontology annotation, biological process: cell-cell adhesion.